AAUGUCGAGUUGUCUGUGUUUCGAUAGAAAAAAUCAAGUUUUACCAUUUACUGAAGAAAACGACGAUUCUCCAUUGGAGUUAGUUCGUGACGGUAGGAACUUGUGUGUUCGUCAUUUUAACAAAAGAGAAAGAAGCGAGAAGCUAUGCAAAGAAGUUUCGCUAUUGAGGAACGGAUUAAUAAAACAAAAUUUGAAAUCAUCACUUGAAGGAUUAAGACUAUCAGGAUCUGUUCGGUCUAAAGAGGAUACAAUUCUUUUUUUCAUUCACGGCGUUGGCGGCUCUUCUUACGUUUGGAAAAGCCAAUUAGACUUUUUUUCACGAAUUGGAUACGAGGUCAUUGCUCUCGAUCUGAUUGGUCAUGGUUUUAGCGAUACACCCAGAAAACGAGAAGCCUAUACAUUUCAUGAAAUAUCACUCGAUGUCCUUACACUCUUCGAUUUGAAAUGUCGAAAAAAGAAUGUUAUUAUAGGCCAUUCGUACGGGUGUUGUUUCGCCGCUGUCCUAGCUCGACAACGUCCACGAUUAGUAUCUCGUCUAGUUAUGAUUUCUGGGGGUGGACCCACGCCAUUAGCACCUCAAACAGGAGUAUUUUCUCUUCCUUUAUCGAUUUUAAUCUGUAUUCGACCAAUAUUAACAAGGGUCUUUAAUAAGUUUGCAUUUAACGAACGAAAACUAAAGAAUCGUCGAUUGGCCUUUGACGUUUCCACUUUUGUUCUAAAAAAUACAAUGCGAGGUCAAAUGUGGUUAGAAGGUAAUGCAACUUAUCAUAGUUGGAUAAGGUGUCCUACACUCUUAAUUCAUGGUGCUGCUGAUAAAUUAGUUCGAUUAGAUGAAGAAUACGAAAUGCAGAGAACGAUUGAAGAGUCCCAUUUGGAUAUUUUACCUCAAGCAGGUCAUAUGGUAAUGAUGGAAAAGCCAGCUGAGUUUCAAUUAAUAUCGGGCGAAGACAAGCUUACUCUCAAAGUAGCUAUGGCUCUUAAAACGAAAAAUGAGUUUGGAAUUGCGGAUUAUAUUGUUUUUUCUUUGGUUUUAAUAAUUUCAGCUUCCAUUGGAAUAUUUUAUGGAUGUUUCGGAUCAAAGCAACAGACCACACAAGAAUUUUUAAUGGCUAAUCGGAGAAUGUCUAUAAUUCCAGUUUCGAUGUCUUUACUAGCUUCCUUUAUGUCAGCUAUUACAUUAUUAGGAACGCCCGCCGAAAUUUAUGUAUUUGGAACAGAAUAUUGGCUAAUAUGGAUUGGGUACUUUAUAAUGAUACCCUUAGCUGCUCACGUAUUCGUUCCAAUAUUCUAUAAGCUUAAACUAACAAGCGUAUUCGAGUACUUGGAAAUGAGAUUCUGUAAAGGAGUGAGAAUAUUUGCAGCAGUAGUUUUCAUUAUACAAAUGAUUAUGUACUUGGCAAUUGUUCUUUAUGCCCCAUCGUUAGCAUUAAACGCCGUAACUGGUAUUAACGUUUGGAUAUCCGUUUUGAGCGUUGGUUGUGUUUGUACGUUCUAUACGUCAAUAGGGGGAAUGAAGGCAGUCAUGUGGACCGAUACAUUUCAAGUGUGUAUGAUGAUGGCUGGUUUGUUUGCAGUUUUAAUUCAAGGUUCAAUAGAUUUUGAUGGUUUUUCCAACAUAUGGAACAUUAAUAAGAGAGGAGAUCGAGUUGAAUUUUUCAAUUUUGAUCCAGAUCCUUUAAAACGGCAUACAGUUUGGAGUCUAAUUUUUGGUGGUGCAUUUACUUGGUUAGCAAUAUAUGGUGUGAAUCAAGCACAAGUCCAAAGGGCUUUAACAACUCGUACUCUUCGGGAAUCUCAAUUCGCACUAUGGAUCAAUUUUCCGGGACUAACAUUAAUUUUGACAAUUACUGGACUUUGUGGAAUGGUUAUUUACGCUCAAUAUGAAAAUUGCGAUCCUAUUGAAUUUCAUGAUAUUCCUCGUGAUCAACUUUUGCCUCUCUACGUUAUGGAUAAUUUAGCUCAUAUUAAAGGUUUAGCUGGUUUAUUCACAGCAUGCCUGUUUAGUGGAGCACUUAGUACAAUUUCAUCUGGCUUGAAUUCUCUGUCUGCUGUAACUCUUCGAGAUCUUUUUCAAUUGAUUUGGUUUAAAAAUUUGACAGAAAAGAGAGCUACUUUUCUCACAAAGUUAUUAGCUCUAGGAUAUGGGAUUAUUAUGAUUGCGUUAACAUUUGUCGCUUCUCAAUUGGGUGGUGUUCUUCAGGCUGCACUAGCUUUGUUUGGAAUGAUUGGAGGACCUGUACUUGGUCUAUUCAUAUUAGGUAUAAUAUAUCCUUGGUCUAACAAGUGGGGAGCAUAUGUAGGAUUAGUGGUUGGUUUGAUUGCGACAAUGUGGCUAGGCGUUGGAGCAAAUGUUUAUAAACCUAUUAUUGAAACUAAGCCUGUAUCUUUAUCUGACUGUGAAAUAGCUAAUAAAUCAUCAAUAAGUACAACACAGAGUGUUAUAACUCAAAGUAUGACUACACCAAAAGAGUACGAAGGAUUAAGUUUCUAUGAAAUUUCUUAUUUAUGGUACAGUGCCUUUGCUGUUAUUGUUGUUAAUGUUAUUGGCUUAGCCGUAAGUUUUAUUACAGGUCCCCAAUCACCUUCGGAAGUAGAUCCAAGGCUAAUUUGUCCUAUAUUCGAUAUAUUCUGUUGCUACCUACCUCUAGAAUGGAGAGAAAGAUUAAAAUGCGGAGUAAAAAACGAAAAUCUUACAACGGCAGAUGAUCAGGAAAAAGAUAAAGAGCUAAAUGAAGAGUUUCAUAAAUUAUCUCCUAUACAUUUAGAGUUAAAAGUAUUUGAUAGACGUUUACAUAUUGUAUUGUUUAAGCAGGUGACAGGUAUUUUUUCAAGAGAUGCUCAUAUUCUUUUAGAUGGAUUACGAAUUAUGAAUGGUUUUAAAGGAGUUCGUUUCUUAAGUGGAUAUGUUUUUAAUAUUAAAUACUCGUCUGUAAAUGGAAUUUUUAAUGGGGAAAAAUUCUUAGGUGAUAUUAAGUUAAGCAGUGGAAAAAAUUUGAUUAUAGAUGACGCCUUAUCCUAUUUUAAUAAAUCAAUUCUGGAACAACAGGGAUUCCAUUCUGUUGUUUAUUCAACGGAUCAAUUGAAUUUAACUGGAAUACGAGAGGCUAAUUGCAUGGGACCAGAGUCAAUGACUUUGUGUAGGAAGAGCUUGGAUCCAUUUAAUACUUUGAUCGCUUUUAGCGAAAUAAAUCAUGAUGAAUUCUGUCUAGCACAUUUAUUCACUUCCCGGUCAUUCGAAAACGCUUUAGGCAUAGCUUUCAUAGGAAAUCCCAAUCAUACUACUUCCGGUAUCUGCUCUAAAAGGGCCAACAACAUAGGGUUAACAACCAGAGGACCUGUUAGUAAAUUCUUACCAAUCACUGUCUCAGCGUUUACAUUUUCCCAUGAAAUUGGACAUAAUAUGGGAUGCUAUCACGAUGAGAAAGGUAAAGUUCGAAGUGAGUGUUUAGGUAACGAAGAAGAUGGACAAUAUCUAAUGUCUAUUAAAGUUGGGGGUGGCACAAAAAAGAAUCAUGCAAUUUAUUCUAAAUGCUGUAUAGAAAACAUGAUUAACGUAAUAGAACAUCGGUUUAAAGAGGCUAGCGAUUGUUUUAAAGAUAGGGAUGAGCCGUUUUGCGGAAAUAUGAUAGUAGAGAGGAAUAAUGAUGAAGAAUGUGACUGUGGCUAUGAUAACGAAUGUGGAUUAGACAGUCAGUGUUGUCAUCCGAAAAGUUUCCAGUCAACAGAAUCGAAUAGAAGCUCAUGCAAAAGGAAGUCUGGAGCAAUGUGCAGUUUGUCAGAGGGAGUUUGUUGUGAAGUAAUAAACUGCAAUUUCAAACCAAAAGGAACUCCUUGUGAAGAGGAAACCGAAUGUCGGGAAGAAGCACAAUGCAACGGAAGAAAAGCGAUGUGUCCUUUGGGUAAAGAAAAACCGAGUGGCUUAGUCUGCGCGUCUCGAACAAAGAUUUGUCGAUCUGGAGAAUGUCUAGACUCAAUAUGUUCUCUGGUUAAUUCGUCCCAAUGCGUACCAGACUAUAUUGACAAUGACCCAGAAUUGUUAUGUUUCAUUUAUUGCAAAUUAGGUAAUAGAUGUUUACCAAUGUCCAAUCAUACCCUUCAAUUAAUGAAUUAUAGUAGAGUAAAGCAUAGUAAACUAGAAAAUUUCAUUAAUAUACAAGUUGGAGAUUACUGUAAUGGAUCCGCAGGCUAUUGUGAUUCAUUGAGACGUUGUAGACUUCAAAUACCUUACGGACCAUUGCCGAAAAUCGGCAAAUUUUUAAUAGGAACAGGUCCUAAUACAUUAUACCAAUUUACAAGGCAAAAAUGGUGGAUAUUUGGCAUAAUCACUUUUUUACCAGUAGGAUUUUUCGCUUUGCUUUUCUAUAUUUGUGAUGUAGAUAUAGGAAAGAUCGAUAAAGUUGUGGAGAGCGUAGAAAAAGCGAUAAAUGUCCAUUCUCUAUCUUCGUUAAAAUCUUCCCAAUCUUUGCGUAGGAGAAGAGAUAUUAGAGAGUCAAGCGAAAUAUAUAGUCAAUUUAUGAGCAUGAAACUAGCGUCUUCUUUAGAUAGUAGUUUAUCUAAAUGUAGACAGAAACGCCGUAUUAUAAUUUCAAGAGCAAAUGAAAUAACUAGAGCUUCAUCUAAAUUAUCCAGCACGAAAGCCAUUUUAGUGCAAGACCGUAUGGAUAAACUCAAAAAGAUCGAAGAGAGGUCAGCAAAGAGAAGGGAAAAGGUUAGACGACUUAAGAGAUUGGUCGAUUACAAAUUUUUUAAAGUUCCAUCAAGUAUUAGUAUUACUUCUGGACGUGCAAUUGAUCAAUUACAUGUAAUCAAGAAACGUUCGAAAGGAAACAAUGAAAACCUACGAAAUUUCUUGACAGUUCCUACUACUUUAACCGCUGCAAGUACCGAAGAGCUAGAUACAUUGAUUUGCUUUCUUAAUCAAAUACGAGCAAUAUGCCCGAAGAUUCGACGCUUGAACGAUUUAGACAUAUGUGAUGUGAAACCGUAUAAAAUCUCGACUAAUGCGAUGUCGUUCGGCAAUCUCACCGUUAGCGUUGGCUUGCGAGACACUUUUUCUCCAAAGACGGAGGACGUGAUAAGCAUUCGUCUACGAUUGAACGACGACUGGAAUACGAUCCGACGGCGCAUUAGGCAGAUUAGAUUCAAACAAUUACUCAUUAUAAUUCCUGGAAGACUGCUAAAACUAGAGUUUCGUCGUCUAUUUCAUUUCCUAACGGAUAUCGAAGGAACUGCUUUAAGAAAAUGGCAAGUCACCACUUCUAGCGAGGUCGUCGUAUUACAUUACAUUAACAGUUGGUACGCUUUCGAGCACGUCAAUCAAUUUAAAUUACUAAGAGCACAUCGAAAUAAAUUCAGAUUUACCAAUUCAUUAGCAAGAGCAGAGAGUAAAUUUUACGACUACGUAGAAGAAUUGCAGGUGGGCUGUAAGGAUAUUAGACGCCUUGGGGCUAAAGGAGAUGGCGGCUAUAGUAUUUGCUUCGAUAGUCCUUUUGAAUUAAGGAACUCUAACUGCCUUAUUUAUUCCUUCGGGAUAGGACUCGAUUCGACUUUCGAUCGGGAAAUCUCGAAGAUCUAUAACUGUACGGUUUUAGGUUACGAUUAUUCCCUCCCAUCAACCGUGAAGGGAAUAAAACUACAUCGGAUUGCUCUUGGUGAUAGUAAUUAUAUAACGACGGACGGAAGGAAUGUUCGAACUUUAUGGAAAAUUCUCGAAUUAAAUGGUCACUUAAAUAAUCAUAUCGACUUUUUAAAAAUAGACAUUGAAGGUGAUGAAUGGGACUCUCUACUUGCAGCUUUCAUUCAAAAUGCUUUGAAGAAUGUAAAGCAAUUAGCUUUAGAAGUUCAUACUGAUGAGUUAGUUCCGUCUUUCGAAGCGGCUAGUGGACGUACUUCCGGUAAACCUACAUCGCUUGACCGUUACAAAAAGUUCGUUAAAGUAAUGGAGGCUUUGGAAAGAGCCCAUUUUUUUAAGUGGAGAAGUCAGCCAAAUCCUACUAACGUGAUAAAGCCAUAG
Dimorphilus gyrociliatus is the source of this 6013-nucleotide messenger RNA. The record is from the annotation of a GenBank genome assembly. NCBI's taxonomy places the organism in Eukaryota, Metazoa, Annelida, Polychaeta, Dinophilidae.